This is a messenger RNA of Cercospora beticola, 2675 nucleotides long. RefSeq lists its product as uncharacterized. Gene Ontology annotation, biological process: transmembrane transport. The record is from RefSeq and is a predicted model, not a curated record. Gene Ontology annotation, cellular component: membrane; endoplasmic reticulum. Lineage: Eukaryota; Fungi; Ascomycota; Dothideomycetes; Mycosphaerellales; Mycosphaerellaceae.
AACACCGCCCUGCACCCAGCGACAUUCUCCGAAUCCGCCCUCUCCUCCUCCCCCGACUACUUCUGCCAUCUACCUGCCCCAUUGCCCGCCUACAUCCUGUUGAACAUGUCGACCACCGCCACGUGGGCCGCGUGAAGCGUGCCGGGAACACUUUCGAAGCUUCCUAGUUAGCGCCAGCUGCCGCUACACGUCUUCACGCUCGCUUUCUCGCCCAUUGCCUCAUCUUCGUGAGGACAAAGCAGCGCGCGCACACCGCACAAAGCCACUCCGGCUCGCCGCCGCCCAUCCGACCCACAGCCAGCCGCCCUAUUGACCGUCGCCCGCCAUGCUCUUCGACACUCCCAAAUCCUUCCGAUUGCGCGAACUCGCCAGCGCUUCUCUUGUCGCCUUCAAGCAACGGCGCACAGUGACGGACCAAUCGAUGCCAGCGAGCUAUCCGAUAUGGGACGCUGCUGCCAACAUCACCAUGGACGCCAUCACAUCCACCGCCCAUGAGUCGCAUCCCAACUUCCUGCACUUGGCCGGCCUGGUGUCAGAAGCAGUGCUGGAAGUCGUAUUUGUCGCCCUACCCGGAUACCUGGUGGCAAUUACGGGCAUGUUCGAUGCCAACAGUCAGAAAUUCUUGGCCGAGCUGAACACCAUGGUCUUUACACCAUGCCUCAUCUUCACCAAACUGGCAAGUCAGCUAAAUGCCGAUAAGCUUGCGGACCUCGCCGUCAUUCCGUUCAUUUUCGUGGUACAGACAUUAGUGUCGUACAUAUCGGCACAGAUAAUGGCUCGCCUCUUUGGCUUUGGAAAGAAGGAUAAGAAGAUGCAGAAGAACUUUGUGCUGGCAAUGGGCGUCUUUGGCAAUUCCAACUCGUUGCCCAUAUCCCUGGUGCUCAGUCUGAGCAAGACUAUCAGCGGCUUACACUGGGAUCGGAUACCGGGUGACAAUGACAAUGAAGUGGGAGCAAGAGGCAUCCUGUAUCUGUUGAUUUUUCAACAAUUGGGCCAGCUUCUACGAUGGACAUGGGGAUACAGUGUGCUGCUCAAGCCAGCUCACGCAUACACUCCAUCUGAGCGAGGAGAUGACGAUGAAGAGAGAGAUCGAUUGAUUGAGGAUGGACCCUGGACCGACGAGCACGACAAUGUGAUCAAGGGGAUCGGAGGCAGCGAUUCUGGUUUCAACAGUGCUUCUGAGAGCACGCCCAGCUCAUCCUUGACAGCUUCGCGCGAAGACCUGCGACACGAAAUCGUACCUGCCGCGCCGGCAAAUGGCAACGACAUAAGCACCGAGCCCCGAAAACUGCCUCGCCGCAAUCGAGGUGAAGAUGCCGAUAGCAUUCGUUCCGUGUCGACCAACUCCAUCACCCAGUUUCCGCAAUUUUCGAGAACACAAUCUUCGCGUUCUGCAGCAGAUGAGUCUGGCGGAUGGAAGGCUCCGCUGUACCGUGUUCAGAACACCAUUGUACUCUACGCCAGGCGAUUUUGGGCCACAGUCGGAAGAUUCUUCACCAACCUCUUCCGCGCUCUUCCCACUCCAAUGCAGAAGGUCUUGAAGACGUUCCACUACUACAACAGCAAGUUCUGGGCCGGCGUAUGGAGGCAAAUGAAUCCUCCACUCUGGGCAAUGUUGGCUGCACUAAUUGUGGCCAGCAUUCCUAAGUUGCAGGAUCUCUUCUUCCACGACGGUACCUUGAUCCGCAAUUCUGUUACCCGUGCUAUUCAACAGAGCGGUAACGUGGCCGUUCCGUUGAUUCUGGUCGUCUUGGGCGCAAAUCUCGCUCGAUCGACCCUCCCACAGGACCAGCUGGCAAGCACACCCGAGGAGAAGAAAGAAGAACGGAAGCUGCUUUAUGCUUCGCUCCUGAGCAGAAUGGUCAUGCCAGUGAUCAUCAUGGCUCCCGUUUUGGCGUUGACAGCAAAAUUUGUGCCGGUGUCGAUUCUCGACGACCCGAUCUUCAUCAUUGUGUGCUUUUUGCUCACAGGUGCACCUUCAGCAUUGCAAUUGGCUCAAAUUUGCCAAUUGAACAAUGUCUUCAUGGGUGCGAUGUCAAGUCUGCUCGUGGCAAGCUACGUGGUCGUCAUCUUCCCAAGCACGCUUCUGCUUGUGCUCAUGGCGCUCGAGGUCUUGGAAUGGGCUGUUCUGAACAAUUGAUGGAGCUGAACUGUUUGAGUAUGCAUCAUUUAGGAUCCAAAGAGGCUGUGCAGAGGGAACCUGAUUACACCUACUUUUUGGCACAGGUACAAGCAUUUGCUGCGGCGUUUUGUUUGAUAAGCAACUGUGAAUGCGACGGCCGGAAAACAGAAAGGCGAUGAAGCAUACGACAGUGCUGUGCGCUGUAAGCACGAAGUUACGAAUCCUCUGUCUGACUACUGGCGUGGCGUUGAAGGAGUGGACUGUACUAUUGUAAGACAUAGAUCUUUCGGUUAGCGAGCACCUAGUAUUACCAAUUUAUAUGUUUCUCGAAGUAUUUUCGUUUCGCUUUUUGCAUUUUUCAGUCGUAUACCUCAAGCAUGGCAUAAUUCAAUUGUGCCAUGGACUCCCAACAUUCAGUCAUCUCAGGAGUUGAAGUAAUAUUUGGACAACGUCUCGAAGUGUAGAUACAAAGAGCCUCUGUGCUCCAUAAGCAGUCUUUCUGCUUUUCAUCCCACCCAUCCUCAACGCCUCGCUAGAAACUUCAAAAGAGUCA